GCUACGUAGUCCGACCCGAGACAGUGUGACUAGUCUAGCUAAUCUUUUUGUCUGUAAAAAUCGCUUGCAAAAUGGAUUCUGACAUAGAGUUAGAUACGUCAGAUAAAGAAUUUAAUUCAUGUUUUACACAAGGGCCAGCGAAGAGAUCACUGGCUGAAGAAAUGGCAGUGUGGGAAGCAAUGUUUUCCAUACACCAAGGUAAUGAGGGGAGCGGAGCAGUAUGGUACUAUCAGAUUACCUCCAUCUCAUUCUACUUCACCCUUUUACUGUGAACCUGUUAUCAUCACUUGCGAGAAAGAAGACAAAGAAUGUGGAGAAAGCACAAAGAAUGACAAAAUUCCCGUAGAAAAUUGCUCACCCUCUGAUACAAUAACAACGGAAGCCCACAACAAUUCAAGUGAUAUUUUGGCUGAUGUUAUACACAAGGAAGGCAUUUCAGAGCUGAACACAAUUACUUUCGCAGAGACAGAUGGAUUGAGCAAAUACGAUGGAGAUCUAAGUGAAGAGAGCGAAGUUGGCACAAAAAGAAAGAAUCGCAAACGGAUGAAAAGUAAGCAAAGUGAGGCAGAGAAAAAGAAAAAAUUAGCCGAAAAAUCAAAACAAAACCGCAUAAGAAAGAACGAAGAAUUUGCCAGUCUAAGACAAAGCAAUAAGACUUUAAAAAACGAAAUUCAGACUUUACAAAACCAAAAUCAGACUUUAAAAAACCAAAAUCAUGAAAAGGAUCGCAUCAUAGCUAGUCUAACUCCAAACCAAGGAAUGUCUGAAAAUGUUCCCAACAAUCCACAAUCAGCUUCAGCUGAAAAUAAACUUGAUGAGGAAGAGUUCACUGAAAUGAUGUAUCAAGCUGGUGUGGAAGCAUUCGAUCAUGAAAAAUUCCUAAAACUCAUGAAUAACUGGUUCAGAAGCAAAGGCAGGUCAGAAAUACGAGUGAAUGAUAGAGAGUCAACAGCUGGGGUUGUCCGAGUUGAAAGAGGCGAGCAAAAGAUGAAAAUUCGUGUUUUAAAAUAUUACAGGAAAAUGGAAAGUUAUAAAGAACGCUACAAGAAAUGUAAAGAGGACCAUGAACACAACGGCUUAGAAUAAAGUAUCUUAAUUGUCUCGUUCAUGAUAGUAACCUUAUGAUAAUCAAAACAUGAAAACCCGCCAUCUGCCACUUUAUAUCAUCCCAUCGCCACAAGAAAUAUCUUUCAAGGGAAGGAGUGUCAUCUACGAAUUCACAUGCCCGGUGGAAGGAUGCCACCACUACCAACUAAGCGUCUUUCCUGCCACCUUCAAAGAGCCAUUUUUAAUCAUUGUAGAGAAAACCACAAAAGAAGACCAGAGCUGAACUCAUAAAGAAUAUGGAAAUUAUUAACCAAACACCAGAACGAUAAGGAGAAAUACAAGAAACCCACCCAUACCAAACACCGUCACGAGAGAGAGAGAGAGAGAGAGAGAGAGAGAGAGAGAGAGAGAGAGAGAGAGAGCCGAUGAUAUAUCACCUACAUGGCUUAUAAUACCUGCCACCUGGACGGCUUAUAAUACCUAUCACCCUCUAAGACCAUGCCUAACCCAGCCAACAACACCGGAUGGACCCAGGAGAUCUCAACGCCUCAUGGGCAGAUUUCGUCGCCAACCUAUCACCAAUUAAAAUUCAUGCCACCUGACCACUGGUUGUAUACGCCCUGCCUGUUACAAAUACCUGUACAUCACAUAUCUUAACUCACUUUUAUACUUUUAUAGAUGAGCACCUAUGCUAUGUAGACACGUUAGAAGAAAUAAACAUAUGACAACUGAAA
This is a messenger RNA of Macrobrachium nipponense, 1781 nucleotides long. RefSeq lists its product as uncharacterized. The record is from RefSeq and is a predicted model, not a curated record. Bases 202 to 1086 code for a protein of 294 amino acids. The transcript has 4 exons. NCBI's taxonomy places the organism in Eukaryota, Metazoa, Arthropoda, Malacostraca, Decapoda, Palaemonidae.